Messenger RNA from Ostreococcus lucimarinus CCE9901, 1874 nucleotides. RefSeq lists its product with no specific name. The coding region runs from base 1 to 1833 and encodes 610 amino acids. The transcript has a single exon. NCBI's taxonomy places the organism in Eukaryota, Viridiplantae, Chlorophyta, Mamiellophyceae, Mamiellales, Bathycoccaceae. Gene Ontology annotation, molecular function: acetolactate synthase activity; flavin adenine dinucleotide binding; thiamine pyrophosphate binding. Gene Ontology annotation, biological process: L-valine biosynthetic process. The record is from RefSeq and is a predicted model, not a curated record. Gene Ontology annotation, cellular component: acetolactate synthase complex.
AUGACGGCGUACGCGAGCAAACGACCGAGAGGGCAGUUCGCGUCGAGGUUCGCGGACGACGAGCCGCGCAAGGGGUCGGACAUCCUGGUCGAGGCGCUCGAGCGCGAGGGCGUGGACUGCGUGUUCGCGUACCCGGGAGGGGCGUCGAUGGAGAUUCAUCAAAGCCUGACGAAGAGCGCGACGGGGAUACGGAACGUGCUGUGCCGACACGAACAAGGGGAGGUUUUCGCGGCGGAGGGAUACGCGAAGGCGACGGGUAAGGUGGGCGUGUGCAUCGCGACCAGCGGACCGGGGGCGACGAAUUUGGUCACGGGGUUGGCAGAUGCGCUGUUGGACUCGGUGCCGAUGGUGGCGAUCACGGGACAGGUGCCGCGACCGAUGAUCGGGACGGACGCGUUUCAAGAGACGCCCAUCGUGGAGAUCACGAGACAGAUCACGAAGCACAACUAUUUGGUGAUGAACGUCGAGGAAAUUCCGCGAAUCGUGCGCGAAGCGUUCUUUUUGGCCGCUUCAGGACGUCCGGGCCCGGUUUUGAUCGAUAUUCCAAAGGAUGUGCAGCAGCAGUUGGCGGUUCCGUAUUGGGAGCCCAAGGUUUCGCUCAACGGUUACUUGAGCCGUCUGCCCGCGCCGCCGACGUCGCCGCAGCUCCAACAAGUUUUGGAUUUGAUUAAGGACUCAAAGCGUCCGGUGGUGUACGCCGGCGGUGGAUGCUUGGACGCCGACUUAGAGCUGGUUGAAUUCUGCCGCGCGACGGGGAUUCCCGUGACGAACACGCUCAUGGGUCUCGGUACGUUCCCGCAGAGCGACGAUUUGAGCCUGAGCAUGCUUGGCAUGCACGGUGCGGUGUAUGCCAACUAUGCGAUCGACAGCGCUGAUUUGUUGCUCGCUUUUGGCGUGCGAUUCGACGAUCGUGUGACCGGUAAGUUGGCGGAAUUCGCCAAGCGCGCCGCCAUUGUGCACAUCGACAUUGAUCCGGCGGAGCUCGGUAAGAACAAGAAGCCGUUCUGCUCCAUCUUUAGCAACAUCAAGCCCGCGUUGAAGACUUUGAACAAGUUGAUCGCGCUCGAGAAGGAUAUGCCCGAUUUCUCGGAGUGGCGCGCGGCUAUUGACGUGCAGCGCAAAAAGUUCCCGUUUCCGAUUCCCGAGCAAGUCGGCGACGUCAUCGCUCCGCAGGCGGCGAUCGAGCUGUUGUGCAAGAUGACCGAAGGUAAGGCGAUCAUCUCCACUGGUGUCGGUCAGCACCAAAUGUGGGCGGCUCAGCACUACAAGUUUGACGAGCCUCGCAACUGGCUCACGUCUGGUGGUUUGGGUUCGAUGGGCUUCGGCUUGCCCGCCGCCAUCGGCGCCGCCGCGGCGCGUCCUGGCGAUCUGGUCGUCGACAUCGACGGCGAUGGCUCGUUCGUCAUGAAUAUUCAAGAACUCGCGACCUUGCACGCGGAAAACUUGCCGGUGAAGUGCUUCAUCUUGAACAACCAGUACCUCGGCAUGGUCGUGCAGUGGGAGGAUCGAUUUUACAAGGCGAAUCGCGGUCACACGUACCUCGGCUCCCCGAAUGACGAUUUCCAAGUCUCCAAGGAAGAGGCGCACAUUUUCCCCGAUUUUGUCACCAUCUCACAGGGCUUCCGCGUCCCCGCCGAACGCGUGAUGCGCAUGAGCGAUCUCGAAGGCGCGAUCAAGCGCAUGAUUGAAGCCGACGGUCCGUACUUGCUCGACGUCAUGGUGCCGCACGUCGAGCACGUGUUGCCCAUGGUCCCCGGCGGCGGUACGUUCGCCGACACCAUCACCACGGGUGACGGGAGAAGCCCGGAAGAGAAGGACAUGAAAACCUUGUAAGAUGUUUAUGUUACGACGUAUUAGCAACGGGCGCAAAUAUU